GCUUCCGCUAACAACGGCUGCACGAACAGCUGAAAAAGGCGUUUAGAUGUGGCGCAAUGACGAGGAAAGGUCUUUGAAGUGGAUGGAAUAAGCUCAUAGGCUGCUGACCGAGACAGGCAUGUCGUCUUCGACGGAGGCAACCCGCUAAGCGCAAGCGCGUCAUUGAAAAUCCGCGUCAUCCUCAAGCUCCCGGACCCCGUUCAGCAGUGCCACAAAGCUUAUAAGAGUCAUGCGUUGGGUGCCCCUCGAAGCGAAUCCAGAUGUCAUGAAUGCCUGGUGCGCCAAGCUCGGCCUCGACACCAGCAGAGCCAGCUUCUGUGACAUCUAUGGCCUCGAUCCAGAUCUUCUAGCUAUGGUGCCCCAGCCUGUCUAUGCUGUCCUCUUGCUCUUCCCGGUGACAGAUGCCUACGAGAAGCACAGAGAGGAAGAGCGUGUUGCCACCAAACAUCAAGAUGAGGCAGUCAGCCAUGCGAUAUACUUUAAGCAGACUAUUGGCAACGCUUGCGGCACCAUGGGCUUGCUACACGGGCUAGCCAAUUCCGAUGCUCCUAUAGGAUCAGACACGCCACUGCGACGUCUGUUCGAACGAUGCACAGACGCUACGCCCCUAGAGCGCGCAAAGCUACUAGAGCACGAUAGCGAGCUCGAAGCUGCGCACAGCGAGACUGCACAGACAGGCCAGACGGCCGCGCCCGAUGCGGAUGCAAAGGUAGAUCUUCAUUUCGUCGCGUUUGUCGCCGUCAGAGGCCGGCUGCUCGAGCUGGAUGGCCGCAAAGAUUCACCGAUCGAUCACGGCCCGGUCAGCUCGCUACUGACCGAUACAGCCAAAGUCAUCACAGACAAAUUCUUGCGAUUCGCGGGCGAUUCGUUGCAGUUCAGUUUGAUGGCACUUGCAGGCACAAACGACGAGUGA
Messenger RNA from Mixia osmundae IAM 14324, 913 nucleotides. RefSeq lists its product as uncharacterized. The transcript is spliced from 7 exons. Gene Ontology annotation, molecular function: cysteine-type deubiquitinase activity. Gene Ontology annotation, biological process: ubiquitin-dependent protein catabolic process; protein deubiquitination. The coding region runs from base 230 to 913 and encodes 227 amino acids. The record is from RefSeq and is a predicted model, not a curated record. Lineage: Eukaryota; Fungi; Basidiomycota; Mixiomycetes; Mixiales; Mixiaceae. Gene Ontology annotation, cellular component: cytoplasm.